Molecule: messenger RNA, 1487 nt
Organism: Copidosoma floridanum
Lineage: Eukaryota; Metazoa; Arthropoda; Insecta; Hymenoptera; Encyrtidae
Product: glycerol-3-phosphate dehydrogenase [NAD(+)], cytoplasmic-like
Biological process (GO): glycerol-3-phosphate catabolic process; carbohydrate metabolic process
Cellular component (GO): cytosol
Molecular function (GO): NAD binding; protein homodimerization activity; glycerol-3-phosphate dehydrogenase [NAD(P)+] activity
Source: RefSeq, a predicted model, not a curated record
UCUCGAUCAAAGUAAGAGAGAAAUCGGACGAUUUUCUUUUUUUUUUGUUACUUAUCGUCCACUUGUUCUGUACGUGUCUGUGUUAAUCACUUUUAACGAGCGGCGCUUUUUAUUUUAACCAGAUAAGUUUCAUCAGGCGCGCGUUUGUCGUAUUUUUGGGCAACAUGUCGAAGACGAAGGUUUGCAUCGUUGGUAGCGGAAACUGGGGCUCGGCGAUCGCCAAGAUCGUCGGUGUGAACGUGACCAAGUUCGCAGACAAGUUCGAGGAGAGGGUGACGAUGUACGUGUACGAGGAGGUGCUCGAGGGCAAAAAGCUCACGGAAAUCAUCAACGAGACCCACGAGAACGUCAAAUACCUACCGGGACACAAACUCCCGGCCAAUAUCGUCGCAGUGCCCGACGUCGUGGAGGCAGCCAAGGACGCCGACAUCCUCAUCUUCGUCGUGCCCCACCAGUUCAUCCCGGGCCUGUGUGCCGCGAUGCUCGGCAAAAUCAAGCCCAGCGCCGUUGGUCUCUCCUUGAUCAAAGGUUUCGCCCAAGGUGACGGCACGAGCAUCAAGCUCAUCUCCAAGAUCAUCGAGGAGAAGCUCAAGAUCCCCUGCUCGGUACUCAUGGGCGCCAAUUUGGCCAACGAGGUGGCCGAGGAGCACUUUUGCGAGACCACGAUCGGUUGCAAGGACGCCCACAUGGGAGCGAUCAUGAAGGACUGCAUGCAGAGUCCGAACUUCCGAGUUACGGUCGUGGAGGAUACGGAGGCCGUCGAGGUUUGCGGCGCCCUCAAAAAUAUCGUAGCUUGCGCCGCCGGUUUCGUGGAUGGUCUCGCUCUGGGGGACAACACCAAGGCGGCCGUCAUCAGGUUGGGCCUCAUGGAGAUGGUGCGCUACGUCGACACUUUCCACGGCGGCUCCAAGAUCACGACUUUCUUCGAGAGCUGCGGCGUUGCCGAUCUCAUCACCACCUGCUACGGCGGCAGGAAUCGCAGGGUUUGCGAGCAGUUCGUCAAGACUGGCAAGACAAUCAAGGAGCUGGAAGACGCUAUGUUGAACGGCCAAAAGUUGCAAGGACCAGCGACCGCCGAGGAGGUUAACGGUAUGCUAAAGGGGUGCAACAAGACGGACCAGUUCCCGCUGUUCACCGCCGUCCACCGCAUCUGCACGAAGGAGCUCAAGCCCCAGGACCUGAUCGACCAGAUCCGCAACACGCCCGAGCCAGCGAGAAAAUAAGCUGUCGCUGGCGACUAACCGACGAGUAAACCAACCCAUCUCGGACCGAUCGCUCUCCCGGCUAUGUAUCGAUGCUCAUGUGAUAUAUAUAAGUGUAUAUAAAAAUAGGAGUAAAAAGCAAUUGUGUGUACAGUGACCACCCACGCAUGUAAAUCCGCACGAUAUUAGAGGAAAAAAAUUAUUUAAAAAAAUGUAAAUAUACGCGCCGUGCGAUUUAAUGAAUUAUACAAAACAAACUUGUAAAUAAAAUACGCCGAAAAAUUG